AAAACAACGGAAGAACGAGAAGACUUGAUUCCAACGCCUUCAUUCCUCUACCCUCGGCGGGCUCUGUUUCGUCUCCCACCGAGAAAGAAAGAAAGAAAGAAAGCGCAACAAUGGCGGAACAGUCGUCGUCGUCUUCAACUGCAGCUCCGGCUGUUCCGGAGAAAUCGGAUGCUGAAGUAGAAGAACUGCUGGAUCGGAUGCUGACUCGUUUAGCACUGUGCGACGACUCCAGGCUCCAGAACUUGCUCUCCAAGCUUCUCCCUCUCUCCAUCUCUUCUCUCUCUUCCCCCUCCCCCUCCGUCAGAAACAAGGUUAUAGAGAUCCUGAGUCAUGUCAACAAGAGGGUAAAACACCAACCAGAUAUUGGUUUGCCGCUGUCAGAGUUAUGGAAAUUGUACAUGGAAACUCAAUCAACUCUAAUGGUCAAGAAUUUUUGCAUUGUGUAUAUUGAGAUGGCAUUUGAACGAUCCAAUUUAGAGGAAAAGGAAACUAUGGCACCUAUUCUUGUAGCUAACAUUUCAAAGCUUCCUUCCCAGCACCAAGAGAUAAUCUUGCGAAUCACGGUGAAGGUAUUUGGUGAUUGUCAUUCAACUCGAAUUAGUGAUGAAGCUGCUGCAAAAUAUAGAGUAAUGUGUGGCUCUCCGGACAGUGAGAUAUUUCUUGAAUUUUGCCUCCACUCUGUUUUAUAUCAACUGCCAUCUCAAAGUGGGGGGUGCCCACCUGGGCUAUCAGUUUCUCAGAGUAACCGUGUUAGGGGGAAAGACCAAUUGAAAAGUGAUGUGCUUUUAAUUAGAAAGUUAGGGAUCCUAAAUGUUGUUGAAGCCAUGGAGCUGGCACCUGAAGUUGUAUAUCCUCUCUAUACGGCUGCUUGUGCCGACGGCCAAGAGGCUGUUGUUAAGAGAGGGGAGGAGCUUAUAAAGAAGAAGGCUUCUGGUGUAAAUUUGGAUGAUGCAAACCUGAUAAGCAGACUGUUUGUAUUGUUUAACGGAAGUGCUGAACUUGAACGUAUUGCUCCAGAAUCUAGAGUCAUUCCUGGCAAUCCUGCUCUUAGAGUAAGGCUGAUGUCAGUUUUCUGCCGGUCUAUUACUGCAGCAAAUAGUUUCCCGUCAACUUUACAAUGCAUUUUUGGCUGCAUAUAUGGAAGUGGUACCACCUCCAGGUUGAAGCAGAUGGGAAUGGAGUUCACUGUUUGGGUGUUCAAACAUGCAAGAAUCGAUCAGCUGAAGCUUAUGGGCCCUGUUAUACUGAAUGGGAUUGUGAAGUCCCUUGACAAUUAUUCAGCAUCAGAAUCAGAUGCUAUUGCUAGAGACACCAAAAGCUUUGCCUAUCAAGCAAUUGGAUUACUUGCGCAGCGCAUGCCACAACUUUUCAAGGAUAAGGUUGACAUGGCUGUUCGGCUUUUCGAUGCCCUGAAGUCAGAGGCUCAAUUUCUUCAGCUCAUUAUUCAAGAUGCAACUAACUCCCUUGCUGUUGCAUACAAGGGUGCGCCCACAGCUGUCUUAAUGGAUUUGGAGGCACUUUUGCUCAUAAAUUCUCAAGUGGAACAAAGUGAAGUACGUUUCUGUGCUGUGAGGUGGGCUACAUCCUUAUUUGAGAUGCAACAUUGUCCAAGUCGGUUUAUUUGUAUGCUUGGUGCUGCAGAUUCUAAGUUGGAUGUAAGGGAAAUGGCACUCGAAGGGUUGUUUCCUGGUAAAGGUCAAAGGGGAGCUGCUGAUGACCGUAACAAUCUUCAGUACCCGAAACUUGGAGAUAUGCUAGAUUAUAUUGUUAGUCGGAUGCCAUCCUUGCUAGAUUCCAAUGAAAUGAGGGAAGCAAAGCUUCUUUUCCCUUCGAAAACAUACAUGGCCAUGAUCACAUUUUUGUUGAAGUGCUUCGAGGCAGAUGUGGAACUAUACAGGAGAGGAGACGGACUUGUGGAGUAUUGGCCUUCUGUAGAAAAAAUGUGUUCACUGCUAGAACAUGCUAUGGCAUAUGAAGGCUCUGUUGAGUUACAUUCAAAUGCCUCCAAGGCACUAAUCACUGUUGGAUCUCAUUUUCCAGAGAUGAUAGCAUCACGCUAUGCCACAAAAAUUUCGUGGUUAAAGCAAUUGCUGAGUCACAUGGACAUUGAUACUCGUGAAUCUGUAGCACGUUUACUUGGAAUUGCUUCUGGCGCUCUUUCUAUCUCUGCUUUGCCAGAUCUUAUUGGCGAACUAAUUUCUCCAGUUGCUGGAUCACAGAAGUUGAGGUUUGAAACACAGCAUGGACUGUUAUGUGCACUAGGAUAUGUUGCUGCUGACUGCAUGAAAAGGACACAUAUUACCUCAGAAUCAUUGCUUCAGGCUACAGUUAAAUGCCUGGUUGAUGUUGUUAAUUGUGAGACUGCCACAAUAGCUUCUGUUGCGAUGGAAGCCCUAGGUCAUAUUGGACUACGUGUCCCUCUGCCUCCGCUUCAUGACUCUAGUUCUGGUGAAAGUUGGGCCAUCUUGACAAUUUUGCAUGAAAAGUUGAGCAAACUCCUCUCUGGUGAUGAUGUCAAAUCCAUCCAGAAAAUUGUCAUCUCUUUGGGUCAUAUUUCUGUAAAUGAAUCAUCUUCUUUGGAUUUAAACAUCAUCCUCGAUUUGAUUUCCAGUCUUUGCCGUUCAAAGGUUGAGGACAUCUUGUUUGCUUCUGGGGAGGCUCUUUCCUUUCUAUGGGGCGGUGUUCCUGUGACUGCUGACGUGAUUCUCAAAACUAACUAUACUUCCCUUUCGAUGAGUUCAAACUUUUUAAUGGUAGAUGUGUCUACAUCCUUGUCAAGAAAUAGCUCUACGGAGCCUGAAACCAAUGAAGGUUACCGUGUCAUGGUUAGAAGUGCUAUUACGAGAAAGCUUUUUGACGACCUUUUAUACAGUAGCAAAAAAGAGGAACGUUGUGCAGGAACCGUCUGGCUACUAUCACUAACAAUGUAUUGUGGUCAGCACCCAAGCAUCCAACAAUUGCUUCCAGAUAUCCAGGAAGCAUUUACCCACCUACUAGGUGAGCAAAAUGAACUUACGCAGGAGCUGGCAUCACAGGGGCUGAGUGUUGUCUAUGAAUUUGGUGAUGCUUCUAUGAAGAAGAGUUUAGUAAAUGCCCUAGUCGGCACCCUUACUGGUUCUGGAAAAAGGAAAAGAGCUGUGAAGCUUGUAGAAGACUCUGAGGUCUUUCAAGAAGGCUCUAUUGGUGAAAGUGCCAGUGGUGGGAAACUUAGCACUUACAAGGAGCUCUGCAGUUUGGCAAACGAGAUGGGGCAACCAGACUUAAUCUAUAAGUUCAUGGAUUUGGCUAAUUAUCAGGCAUCUCUAAAUUCCAAGAGGGGUGCUGCUUUUGGGUUUUCUAAAAUAGCUAAGCAAGCAGGGGAUGCGUUACAGCCACACCUUCGUUUAUUGAUUCCAAGGCUCGUCCGAUAUCAAUAUGAUCCUGAUAAAAAUGUGCAGGAUGCAAUGGCACACAUCUGGAAAUCACUGGUGGCGGACUCAAAGAGAACAAUUGACGAACAUUUGGACAUUAUUAUUGAUGAUUUAUUAGCACAAUGUGGAUCAAGGCUUUGGCGUUCACGUGAGGCUUCUUGUCUCGCUCUUGCGGAUAUAAUCCAAGGACGCAAGUUUGAUCAGGUUGGGAAGCAUUUGAAAAAAAUAUGGACAGCUGCAUUUCGUGCUAUGGAUGAUGUAAAGGAGACGGUUAGAAAUUCUGGCGACAGGUUAUGUAGUGCUAUUACGUCAUUAACAUUGAGGCUAUGCGAUAUCUCCCUGACUGAAACAUCAGAAGCAAGACAAGCAAUGGAUGUGGUCUUGCCUUUAUUGCUUACGGAAGGCAUUAUGAGUAAAGUUGACAACAUACGCAAGGCAUCUAUCACAAUGGUUAUGAAACUUGCAAAGGGUGCGGGGAUUGCAAUCCGUCCACAUUUAUCUGAUCUAGUUUGUUGCAUGCUGGAAAGUUUAUCGAGCCUCGAAGACCAAGGUCUUAAUUACGUUGAGUUGCAUGCAGCAAAUGUUGGAAUACAGACAGAGAAACUUGAAAACUUACGAGUUUCAAUUGCCAAAAGCUCUCCGAUGUGGGAAACCCUUGACCGUUGCAUUGAUGUAGUUGAUACACAGUCAUUGGAGCUGUUGGUUCCUUGUCUUGCUCAGUUGGUUCGAUCUGGGGUAGGCUUGAACACUAGGGUUGGUAUAGCAAGCUUUAUAGGCUUGUUAGUUCAAAAGGUUGCUGUUGAUAUCAAACCGUUUACAAGCAUCUUGCUGAAGCUUUUGUUUCCAGUCGUUAAGGAGGAGAAAAGUGGUUUAUCUAAACGUGCCUUUGCAAAUGCUUGUGCUAUAGUUUUGAAGUAUGCAGCAAUCUCCCAGGCCCAAAAGUUAAUUGAAGAUACAGCCGCCUUGCACACUGGUGACAGAAAUGCUCAGAUUUCAUGUGCAAUGUUGAUGAAAAGCUAUUCGUCCGUGGCCUCAGAUAUAUUGAGCGGAUAUCAUGCCAUCAUUGUUCCUGUUAUUUUCGUUUCAAGAUUUGAGGAUGACAAAAGUGUUUCUAGUUUGUUCGCGGAAUUUUGGGAAGAAAAUAUGAGCAGUGAACGGAUCACACUUCAAUUGUAUAUGGGAGAAAUUGUUGUUCUUAUUUGUGAGGGAAUUAUGUCAUCUUCGUGGGCAAGUAAGAGGAAGUCAGCCCUGGCUAUUAGUAAGCUUAGUCAGGUGUUGGGUGAAUCACUGUCUUCACAUCAUGAUGCUCUGCUCAAAUCUCUUAUGAAGGAACUUCCUGGUCGUUUAUGGGAGGGAAAGGAUGCUCUAUUAUGUGCCUUAGCUGACCUGUGUACCUCUUGCCAUGAAGCAAUAUCCUCUUCUGAUCCUGCCACACCAAAUGCCAUUUUAAGUCUGACAGUGUCUGCAUGUUCAAAGAAAGUCAAGAAAUAUCGUGAAGCAGCUUUUUGCUGUCUAGAGCAGGUUAUAAAAGCCUUCAAGAAUCCAGACUUCUUUAGUGUGGUCUUUCCGUUAUUAUUUGAUAUGUGCAAUUCAACCACUCUUACUAAGUCUGGCCAUGUAACAUUGGCAAGUGAUGCUGGUAAAGCAGAUGAAGAAGACCAUAAUUCAAUUCCACAUGCUAAGGUUAUUGACUGCAUCACAGCCUGCAUCUGUGUGGGGCACGGAAGUCAUAUUCUUGAACAGCAAAAUAAUCUUGUGAAUGUUAUCUUAAUGCUGCUGUCACCCGGUUUUCCUUGGACAGUCAAAAUGUCAGUGUUUUUGUUAAUAAAAGAACUUUGUUCAAGGCUUCACAACAUUGGAAAUGACUCUCAGGGAACAUCCCUACAUACCGUUCUAUGUUCUUUUGUUCAUGAGUUGUUUCACUCUGCGUCACCUAAGGUAGUGGAAUGCAUAUACGCAAUCAAGAUAGCACAGGUUCACAUAGCUGCUUCAGAGUGUCUUCUGGAAAUGACUGAGCUGUACAGAGACCUUCCACCGGUGCACUGGACAGACGUAGGGUUUAAGAGUGAGGUUCUCCAUCAGUACGAAGCAGAAAAGAAUGAGCAGGCAAAAUCACUGUUAAAGAAAUCUUUUGAUAUUCUCGAAAGCCUCGAACAACAAAAGGUUGAAACAUCCUGAGUUUAUCUGCUUCACAGAGCUCCACUAUCCCGGGUUGUUUGUCUCUAUCCUCGAACUCCUCGAAGGUCGAAAUGUGACCAGCUGGCCUCCAGGUUGUCUCUAAUGAAAUAAGUUGUAUCGUCUAACACAUGCAUAGGGAAAGGGUUAACAGAGAUUACUUGCAAAAGAAGAAAGAGAAGAUAAAAGGAAAGGGGAGGUAAAGAGAAAGGAAAGAAACUGCAGAGAUUGCAAAUGGAACAAUCGAAUCCAGCAUAGAGGGUAUUAAUCAUUCGAAUAUUCAUUGAAUAUGGUGUUCAUGCUCGCGCGAUGACUUGGUAUUCGCUAAUAUUGGACCUAUAUUUGUACUUCUUAUCUUUACGCUUAUGUUGCUUCGGGGUCAUUUUGAUUGGGUGGAAUCAAGGUAGAUUGGAUUGCAAAUCCCAUGGAACUGCAUUUCCUGCAUUUGAGUUCAACAAUUGAUAGAGGGAUUACAUAUCCACCAGACAAUCAAUCCCACAGAACAUUAGAUACUCAUUGUCAUGAAAUUUGUGGUACUGGCGAUUCCCUGGUAUUAUAUAAUCUCGCCACCAAAACAAACUUGUCAAACUUGGGCUUGCAGCAACUAAUGAUUUUUCUAGCUCUGAACUAUGUUAUGGAUUCGAAUGCAGAGAAAUUGACCCUUCA
Molecule: messenger RNA, 6251 nt
Organism: Rhododendron vialii
Lineage: Eukaryota; Viridiplantae; Streptophyta; Magnoliopsida; Ericales; Ericaceae
Exons: 35
Coding region: 111-5588 (1825 amino acids)
Biological process (GO): proteasome assembly
Cellular component (GO): cytoplasm; nucleus
Molecular function (GO): molecular adaptor activity
Source: RefSeq, a predicted model, not a curated record